CGGAGUUCCCUGAGAAUGAUAACAUUCUCCACAUCCCGCAGACCCCAAAUAAACCCACGUCGUCCUCAGGCACUGCCGAGGCCCGAGGAGGGGAGGGAGCAUGCGAGAUCUUCGUUUUCUGAUCCGGGAUUGAGCCCGUACCCCCUACAGUGGAAGUGCGGAGUCCUAACCACUGGACAACCAGAAACCCAGAGGAAGACCCCACCGACGGGCCGACGGCCUCGGCUCCGCAGCCGCUCCGCGCACCGCACCAGCACCUUCUCCGCACCAGGAAAGCCCCACAUGCCUGCAGCCAAGAUGUCCAGUAAACGGGCCAAGGCCAAGACCACCAAGAAGUGGCCACAGAGAGCCACGUCCAAUGUGUUCGUGAUGUUUGACCAGUCCCAGAUCCAGGAGUUUAAGGAGGCCUUCAACAUGAUCGACCAGAACCGAGACGGCUUCAUUGACAAGGAGGACCUGCAUGACACGCUGGCCUCGAUGGGGAAGAACCCCACGGACGAGUACCUGGAAGGCAUGAUGAGCGAGGCCCCGGGGCCCAUCAACUUCACCAUGUUCCUCACCAUGUUUGGGGAGAAGCUGAACGGCACAGACUCCGAGGACGUGAUCCGCAACGCCUUCGCCUGCUUCGACGAGGAGGCCUCAGGUUUCAUCCAUGAGGACCACCUUCGGGAGCUGCUCACCACCAUGGGCGACCGCUUCACAGAUGAGGAGGUGGACGAGAUGUACCGAGAGGCGCCCAUUGAUAAGAAAGGCAAUUUCAACUACGUGGAGUUCACUCGCAUCCUCAAACACGGCGCCAAGGACAAUGACAACUAGGCCAUCCCAGUGCCCCCUGCCCAGGCCCCUGUCCCAGCCACCUGCUCCCACAUAUACCGUCUGCACCAGAUCCGUGCCCAUGAGCCCAGAGCCCCCUCUCAGAGGACUGUCCCUCUGAGGAGCCGGGGGCCCAGCUCUGAGUGAAGGAAACAGGCUGAGCACCGUACCAGGCCAGGGGCAUAGCCAACGGGAGGCCGGUGACCCUCCGAGGAAACCCCAUCUUCUUGGGAGCUGGGCCAGGGGGCUGGACUGGGAGGCCCCGAGGGGAGGCUCCUAGGAGAGCCCCAGCCUUGGCUGUUGCCUGCCCGCUUCCGGCUGCUCCCCACAGGAAGGGCCCUGUGUCCUGGUCUGGGACACCAUGCCACUUGCACCCGCCCUGCAAGCCCUUCCCCAGCCACUGCCACAAACACACAGAUUUCACCGAGGUCCCCUCUCAGAGGACAGGGUGCCACUCCCCUCCCUUCCACCUCGCCCGGCCACGAGAACACACCCCACCCCACCAGGAGUGUGCUCCGGAAGAUGCAAGAGGGCGGACAUUCGUCUCGGGGAGGCAGAGCCUUUAACAGAAGGUGGAGCACUGCUUUGGGUGUGUAUGUCUGUGGUUGGGGUGAAAUAAAGGCGCCCUGAGGCCGCCCCCCCCCCCCAAAAAAAAAAGAAAAAAGAAA
This is a messenger RNA of Cervus elaphus (red deer), 1481 nucleotides long. RefSeq names its product myosin regulatory light chain 2, smooth muscle major isoform-like. The record is from RefSeq and is a predicted model, not a curated record. Gene Ontology annotation, cellular component: cytoplasm; stress fiber; myofibril. The transcript is spliced from 3 exons. Gene Ontology annotation, molecular function: calcium ion binding. Bases 16 to 816 code for a protein of 266 amino acids. Gene Ontology annotation, biological process: myofibril assembly; platelet aggregation. Lineage: Eukaryota; Metazoa; Chordata; Mammalia; Artiodactyla; Cervidae.